Messenger RNA from Egretta garzetta (little egret), 1704 nucleotides. It is a transcript of the gene SFXN2, whose product is annotated as sideroflexin 2. NCBI's taxonomy places the organism in Eukaryota, Metazoa, Chordata, Aves, Pelecaniformes, Ardeidae. Gene Ontology annotation, biological process: monoatomic ion transport; serine import into mitochondrion. Bases 96 to 1064 code for a protein of 322 amino acids. Gene Ontology annotation, cellular component: mitochondrial inner membrane. Gene Ontology annotation, molecular function: monoatomic ion transmembrane transporter activity. The transcript is spliced from 11 exons. The record is from RefSeq and is a predicted model, not a curated record.
ACUGCUCCUGUGGCUGUGGCAGGCCUGCACUUGACAGGCAAGUGAGGCAAGAACCUCCCGAGCUGCCUUCUCCCGCUGCCCAGACCUGCACCGAAAUGGCCACUGUCCCCCUUGGCUUUGACAUCGAUGCCCCGCGCUGGGACCAGAGCACCUUUGUGGGGCGCCUGAAGCAUUUCCUCAACAUUACGGACCCACGGACGGUGCUGGUGCCGGAGGAGGAGCUGGACCGGGCCAAGGCGCUGGUGGAAGGCUGCAGGGCUGGGCUGGUGCCGCCGGGAAGCAGCCAGGAGCAGCUGCUCUACGCCAAGAAGCUGUACGACUCGGCCUUCCACCCUGACAGCGGCGAGAAGAUGAACCUCAUCGGGAGGAUGUCCUUCCAGGUUCCAGGGGGCAUGGCCCUCACCGGCUGCAUGCUCCAGUUCUACCGGACGGUGCCCGCUGUGGUUUUCUGGCAGUGGGUGAACCAGUCCUUCAACGCCAUUGUCAACUACACCAACCGCAACGCCGCCUCCCCCAUCUCACUGAGCCAAAUCGGGGUGGCUUACAUCACAGCAACCAGUACAGCCCUGGCCACCGCGGUGGGACUCAACCUCUACACCAAGCGAGCCCCCCCCUUGCUGGCCCGCUGGGUCCCCUUUGCAGCUGUGGCUGCUGCCAACUGUGUCAAUAUCCCCAUGAUGCGACAACAGGAGAUCAUCAAUGGGGUGACAGUGACAGAUGAGGACAACAAUGAGCUCGGCCACUCGAGGAGGGCGGCGGUGAAGGGCAUCACGCAGGUUGUGGUCUCCAGGAUCACCAUGGCGGCACCGGGCAUGAUUAUUUUGCCAAUCAUCAUGGAGCGGCUGGAGAAAUUCCACUUCAUGCAGCGGAUCCGGGUUCUCCAUGGGCCUCUGCAGGUGCUGCUGUGCGGGGGCUUCCUCCUGUUCAUGGUGCCGGCAGCCUGUGCCCUGUUCCCACAGAGAUGCUCCCUUGCACUGGCUGACCUCGAGCCGGAGCUGCGCGACAGCAUCAUGGGCAAGCAUGGGGACAAAGUGCCAUAUGUCUAUUUUAACAAGGGACUGUGAACAGAGACUACCUCGGGAGCCAUCGCACCUCUCCGUCCCCCUGCCACUACCAGCCCCAUGUCCCCCGAGCUGGGCUCAGAGGCACAGUCCAGCCAGAUCUGCCCCCCAGCCCAGCACCAUCUCUGCUGCCUCCUUCCCCCAGAGAGGCAGGAUCUGGCUCUGUGUGCCUGGCUUGCAGCACUUUGGCUUGUCCUGAGCCUCCCCCCAUCUGCUGCUGGCCAUGUCCUUGCCUCUCCACGUCCCUCUUGCCCUGGGUGACGGCUGCGCUUCCCGUGCCUUCCUCCUGCCCUGUGCAGGAGGAUCUGCCCAGCCUGUCUGAGCCUUGUGCGGUCACUGGACUCGGCCCCACGAGGCAUCAGGCUCUCUCCCUCAGGGCUGAGAGCACGGUCCUACCUCUGAAAGCAGGUACCCUGCCAUUGUACCAGGAACCAAACCACAUUGCUGCCUUAAACCACCACAGUGGCCUCUUACCAAGAGCUGGAUCAUGCCUUGGCAGGCGGGAAAGGACCUGUCCCCUCUGCACGGGGAGCACCCCGAAGUCCAGGGACCAACGCUUGGACCAUGCAUUCCUUGCUCUCAGGUUCAGGUUUUAUUCACUUUGCGAUUGCCACAAUCCAGGAGAGAAAUACCUGAUUGUUUU